Molecule: messenger RNA, 472 nt
Organism: Bursaphelenchus xylophilus (pine wood nematode)
Lineage: Eukaryota; Metazoa; Nematoda; Chromadorea; Rhabditida; Aphelenchoididae
Source: the annotation of a GenBank genome assembly
AUGAGCGAUAACGAGUUCAGUGAUGGCGAUGUGAGUGGUUAAUUAUACUUGAGAUGUCAAAAAACGUUCGUUGUUUUAGUUGGACGUUGAAGGAGGACACUCCCCUUUGCCUUCCUCCAGUUAUCAUCAAUUGGAUGACUCCAAAAAGAAUGCGAGAGCUCAACAUAACGCUCUGGAAAGACGGCGGAGGGAUAAUAUUAAGGACAUGUACACCUCCUUGCGCGAGGAAAUACCAAAUCUCAACGAGAGUGAUAGGGUAAUAUUAUUAAUGAUUCUGAAGAGAAUUCAUUUCCUUCAGGCCUCUCGUGCUCAAAUUCUUAAAAAGACAAUAGAUCAUAUACAAGAAGGUAAGGCCACUCAUGCCGCCACAGAAGAAGAAGUAAAGCAGUUGAAGGAGAGGAACGAGCAACUGAAACAACAGAUUGCGGCCAAGAAAGCAGCUCUCCAAGGGCAAGGAUGCUCCAAGAAUUAA